Molecule: messenger RNA, 7208 nt
Organism: Ahaetulla prasina
Lineage: Eukaryota; Metazoa; Chordata; Lepidosauria; Squamata; Colubridae
Product: zinc finger protein 665-like
Exons: 7
Coding region: 509-4264 (1251 amino acids)
Biological process (GO): regulation of transcription by RNA polymerase II
Molecular function (GO): RNA polymerase II cis-regulatory region sequence-specific DNA binding; DNA-binding transcription factor activity, RNA polymerase II-specific
Source: RefSeq, a predicted model, not a curated record
UGGCCCCGCGUAGCUUUUUUCAGGUCAUUACACCAUCUCGCCGCUAGAGGGCCGAGCGCUGGCAUCUCUGCCGACUUCCCCGAGCGCCACUGCGCAUGCGCUGGCCUCUGCCUGGCUUACGGAGAACCGGCAGCGAGUUGCUCCCCCCCACCUGGAAUUUUGGGGCGCGGGCAAGGGGGGGGCUUCCCACCGGGAGGUGCGGGGAGAAUUGCCCCCUUUUCCACCCCUCGGGCGAUUCUUGCAGGGAAGAGAGGAAGCCAACCCUCCCGGAGCCAGUGGUGAAGAGGGGGGGGACCCCCCCUCCGGAUUCCCCCAAAAGAUUUGCUGCUGGACUCCGAAUCUCGAGGCUGCUUAGAUGUAAUAGUUGGAGACCACUUAAGGACUGAAUGGCUUGAAAAACUUCUCCUGGCCUCGCUGUGCAACUCAUUCAGAUCCCAGGUCUGAAAAGUCCUUUGGAGACCCAGAAGAUUUCAGGGCUCUUGUGUAUUCCUGUCAGAGAAGACUGGAAAUGGAUGCAAACCAGCCAGCCUGGGAGAGAGUAGGUAAAAGCCAUGCUGCUGCUCAGUUUGGGAACUGUGGGGAAGGCUGGGCAGGAGCCCAGCAGAAGAUCCUGGAGGAAGCCCUCAGUUCUGAGAGCCAGCAUUGGCGCUUCAGGAACAGCCCCUUUCAAGAGGCCGAAGGACCACGAGAGCUUUGCAGCCGCCUUCACCGCCUUUGCUGGGGAUGGUUGCAGCCAGAGAAGCACAGCAAGGCUCAGAUAUUGGACCGGGUGAUCUUGGAGCAGUUUCUGGCCGUCCUGCCCAGGGAGAUGCAGUGCUGGGUGCGGGAGUGCCGAGCGGAGACCAGUUGCCAAGCGGUGGCCCUGGCCGAAGGUUUCCUGCUAAACCAAGCGGAAGAGGGGGAACAGGGAAGGUGCCAGGUUCCGAGGUCUGGCCUGGAAGUGGGUACUUAUUAUCCUGAGAAAAUGGUGCUUCAGGCAGAUCUGUGGUGUUGCAGGGCUAUCUCCAAGCAGGAAGAUAAACAUCAGGAUGGUUCACCAGGGAAUGAAAUGGAGUCACAAUUGUUCACUGAAUCAUUCCCUUCUAUUGAUGAAGCUGAAAGAGCAGCUGGACCUCCAGCUCAGAGUCCUGUGUCCUUUGACGAGGUAGCCAUAUAUUUCACCAGUGAAGAGUGGUUGCUGCUGGAUCCCAACGAGAAAGCCUUGCACCAAGAAGUCAUGCUGGAGACAUGUGGGAUUGUGACCUCUUCAGUUGAUGAUCAGGAGAACGACGAUUACCAAGAGCCAAGUGUGUUGCCGGAAGUAAUCAAGAUUGAAAUAAAAGAAGAGACAUCUACUGAUAAAUUUGGAAGAAGGCAAUAUGAGAAAAACCAGUGCUACAACUGGAGAGAGAACUCCACUCUUGAAUGUAUGGAAAUGGAUUAUCUCCUGACCCAAAAUGUUUGUAAGGAAAAUGGGAUGGGAAACAAUCAAGGAAGUGGGGAAGUAUACCAAGCAAAACCCAAUUUCAGUAAUUACCACCUCAGCAAUAACGGUGACAUUAUUCCUCAUAAAAUGAUCUAUACAGGAGAGAAACCUUAUAAAUGUGUGGACUCUGGAAACAGCUUUCGAUGUACUAGUAAUCUUAACUACCAUAAGAAGAUCCAUUCAGGGAAAAAGCCUUAUAAAUGCACAGACUGUGGAAAAAGAUUCGGUUCAAACAGUUCCCUUACUUAUCAUGAAAGGAUCCAUAGUGGAGAAAAACCCUACGAAUGCCUUGAGUGUGGGAAGAGCUUCAUACAAAGCAGUGACCUUACUUCCCAUAAAAGGAUCCAUACAGGGGAAAAACCAUAUAAGUGCAUGGACUGUGGAAAAAGCUUCAGUUCAAAUAGUUCUAUUAAUUAUCAUAAAAGGAUCCAUACAGGAGAGAAACCCUAUGAGUGCAUGGAGUGUGGGAAGAGCUUUAGCAAAAGCAGUGUCCUUAGAGCCCACAGAAGGAUCCACACAGGAGAGAAACCCUACAAAUGCGUAGAUUGUGGGAAAUGCUUCAGUCUGAACAGUUCCCUUACUUCUCAUAGAAGGAUCCAUACGGGAGAGAAGCCAUAUAAAUGCAUAGAGUGUGGGAAAAACUUCAGCAAAAGCUGUUAUCUGACUUCCCAUAAAAGGAUCCAUACGGGAGAGAAACCCUUUCAGUGCCUGGAGUGUGGGAAGAGCUUCAGCAAGAGCAGUGUCCUUACUUCCCACAAAAGGAUCCAUUCAGGGGAAAAACCUCAUAAAUGCGCGGACUGCGGAAAGACCUUUCAUGGCCGUGGCCACCUGAUGUCUCAUAGGAGGAUUCACACAGGAGAGAAACCCUAUAAAUGUCUGGAGUGCGGAAAGAGCUUCAGUCAUAGUGGUUCCCUUACCUCCCAUAAAAGGGUCCACACAGGAGAGAAACCCUAUCAGUGCGUGGACUGUGGGAAGAGCUUCAGUCGAAGCAGUUCCCUUACUUGCCAUAGAAGGAUCCACUCGGGAUUCAAGCCUUAUAUAUGCAAUCAGUGUGGGAAGAGCUUUAGUACAAGCAGCUCUCUUACUUACCACAUUAGUAUCCACACAGGGAAGAAACUAUAUCAGUGCGCAGAGUGCGUGAAGAGCUUCAGGUUGAAAAGCCACCUAAAUUCCCAUAAAAAGAUCCACACGGGGUUGAAACCUUAUAAAUGUAUGGAAUGUGGAAAGAGUUUUUCUGAAAACAGGACUCUUAUUUGUCACGAAAGAAUCCACACAGGGGAGAAAAAAUACGCAUGCAUGUUGUGUGGAAAGAAUUUCAUUCUGAAGACUUCCCUUACUUCCCAUAAAAGGAUACAUACUGGAGAAAAACCCUAUAAAUGCAUGGAGUGUGGGAAGAGCUUCACAACUAGUAGUUACCUGAUGUGCCACAAAAGGAUCCAUUCAGGGGAAAAACCUUAUAAAUGUGUGGAUUGUGGGAAAAGGUUCAGUAUGAAGAAUUCCCUUACAUCCCACAAAAGGAUACAUACAGGAGAAAAACCCUAUAAAUGCAUGGAAUGUGGAAAGAGCUUCAGUGUAAAGAGUUCUCUUACUUCUCACAAACGGAUCCACACAGGAGAAAAACCCUAUAAAUGCCUAGACUGUGGGAAGGACUUCAGGCGAAGCGGUGACCUUGCUUCCCAUAAACGAAUCCACACAGGAGAAAAACCCUAUAAAUGCAUAGAGUGUGGAAAGAGCUUCAGUGUAAAGAGUGCUCUUACUUCUCAUAAACGGAUCCACACAGGAGAAAAACCCUAUAAAUGCCUAGACUGUGGGAAGGACUUCAGCCAAAGCGGUGAGCUUGUUUCCCAUAAACGAGUCCACACAGGAGAAAAACCCUAUAAAUGCAUGGAGUGUGGAAAGCGCUUCAGUGUAAAGAGUGCGCUUACUUCUCAUAAACGGAUCCACACAGGAGAAAAACCGUAUAAAUGCAUGGAGUGUGCAAAGAGCUUCAGUGGAAAGAGUGCUCUUACUUCUCAUAAACGGAUCCACACAGGAGAAAAACCCUAUAAAUGCCUAGACUGUGGGAAGAGCUUCAGGCGAAGUUGUGACCUUGUUUCCCAUAAACGGGUCCACACUGAAGAAAAACCCUAUAAAUGCAUCGAGUGUGGAAAGAGCUAUAAAAGCAGCAUUUACCUGAACCUCCAUAAACGGCUCCACACGGGAGAGAAACCUUAUACAUGCCUAGAAUGUGGGAAGAGGUUCAGGCACAGAGCAUGUCUGAAAUCCCACAAAGGAAUCCAUUCAGGUAGAAAACCUUAUAAAUGUGUGGAUUGUGGAAAGAGGUUCAGUAUGAAGAGUUCCCUUACUUCCCAUAAAAGGAUGCAUACUGGAGAAAAACCCUUUAAAUGCAUACAGUGUGGGAAGAGCUUCAAAAGUAGUAGUUACCUGAUAUGCCACAAAAGGAUCCAUACCGGAGAAAAACCAUAUAAGUGCACAGAGUGUGGAAAGACUUUCGCUGACAGUACGUCUCUGACUUACCAUAGAAGGACCCACACGGGAGAGAAACCCUAUAAAUGCCUGGAAUGUGGGAAGAGUUUCAAAAGUAGUAGUUACCUGAUGAGCCACAAAAGGAUCCAUACCGGAGAAAAACCGUAUAAGUGCACAGACUGUGGAAAGACCUUCGCUGGCAGUACGUCUCUGACUUACCAUAAAAGGACCCACACAGGAGAGAAGCCCUACGAAUGCCUGGAAUGUGGGAAGAGCUUCAUAUUAAAAAAUCACCUUACUUCCCAUAAGUGUAUCCAUACUGGAGGGAAAUAAAAAUGUACGAAAUGCGGAAGGAGUUUUUGUAAAAACAGAAUGCUUCUUAAGAAAGAAACCACAGUGGGCAGAAAAUUAUCCUAACUCAUAACAGGACAGGAGAGAUCCCUUUAGAGACUGAAGUGUCCUUAAUUUGUGUAAAAAGAUCCACUGUGAUAUGAAACCAUCCAAAGAUAUGGAAUAUAAAAAGAAUAACAUCUGUGGAAAAAUGUGAUGAACAGUAUUCUUUCUUUCAGAGUAUCGCUAUAGGAACAACUGAAUAAAUGUAUGGAUUUUGGGAAGCUCCCAGGAUAGAUUUUUUAAAUUCUAGAGGUAUUACCUAUUCAGUUAAGUUGUUGCUCAAAAAAACCUGUUAAACAAUUGUCCCUCUCAUUCAGAGGUGAAAUGCUACCGGUUCAGUCCAGUUCGCUGAACCAGUAGUAAAAAAGGCUACUGGUUCGCCAAACCGAUAGUAAAAAAUGUAAAAAAAAACCAAAAAACUACCAGCUCAGGCAAAUAGGUAGUAAAAAUGCAUUUAAAAGGUUAAAAAAAGGCUCCGAUGAGUGUGCGCCACAGCUGAUCACAUCUUCCCCACGCGCUGUUCUACUUACCACAUACCUCCUUUUGGUGUUCACUGUGCGCACACCUUCCAAGUGGUGCGCACUGUGCAUGUUCACACGCAGCACACAUUUGGUGCGUAGCACGCAUAUGCAGCCAGCAAACCGGUAGUAAAGCGGUUCAGAUUACACCACUGCUCUCAUUGCUCCAAAACCUCAUGUCAGCUUGGUCACAACUGCUUUAUUUAGGCAGAAUCAACAUCUGAAGUGUGUUUGGGGUCAGCCUCCAGGCUUAGUGAAGACCUGGUGUAUGCAAGCAAAGCAAGGGAAAAUGGAUGUGUGAAUAUUCAUUUUAACUCUUAAUUGUGUUGAAAAUACUGAUUGUCUUUAAACAAGUAGGAAGGCAUUUAAGCUUUUUUUCAUGCACUGUAUGUGCAGAAGUUUGGUUGCAAGUGAAAAUCUCCCAAAUAUUUACAUGUACAGACAGAGGAAUAGAAUCAAAGUCUUGUGAAGUAUUAGUUCCGCUUUAUAAAGGUUUAGUAAGUCCAAACCUAAAAUAUGCAACUAAUUUUGGUCACCACACUUCAAAAAAGGUGUUGAGACUUUGGAAAAUGUUUGGAGAAUAACUAAGGUGAUCAAAGGCUGGGGACUAAAACGUAUGAAGAACAGUUGCAGGAUUUGGGUGUGACUAGUCAGCCUAGAUUUCAACCUAGAAAUAAGGAGAAAUUUUCUGACAGUGAGAACAAUUAACCAAUGGAACAGCUUGUCUUCAGAAAUUGUGGGAGCUUCAUCACUAGAAGCUUUCAAAGAGAGACUGGACUGCCAUCUGUCAGAAAUGGUGUAGGGUCUUCUGCUUGGGCAGGGGAUUGAAUUAAAUGACAUACAUGGUCUCUUCCAACUUUGUUUAUCUAGUCUAGUGAAAUGAAGGACUUGGGGUGACAUGAUAGCAGUAUUCCAAUAUUUAAGGGGCUGCCACAAAGAGGAGGGGGUUGAUUUAUUUUCCAAAGCACCAGAGGGCAAGGCAGGAAAAAAUGGAUGGAAAGUCAUCAAGGUGAGGAGCAACCUGGAACGAAGGAGAAACUUCCAAACAGUGAGAACAAUUAACCAAUGGAACAGCUUGUCUUCAGAAAUUGUGGGCGCUUCAUAACUUGGAGGUUUAUAAGAAGAGACUGAACAAUCACUUGUCUGAAAUUGUAUAGGGUGUCCUGCCUGAUCAGGGAGCUGGUCUAGAAGACCUCCAAGGUCUCUCUCAGUUCUGUUCCGUUCUAUUCUCCUAACUGAAAGGGAAUUUAAAAAUGGUUUUAUUGAUCCAACAGUGUACCAUAUGAGCAAUAUUUUUUUUAAAAGGACAUAAAUUUCUUGAUUUAAAUUAUUCAUUGUUCAGUUUCUCAGAUUAAAGUAAUCAGUACUGUUAUUUUCUAUUUCUCAAGAUUUUCAAAUGUCACUUUAGUGCCUCUAUUUCAUUUUGUGAUAUCAAGUUGCUCAGAAAGAUCAAUCAUACUUGACAUGUUAGGGGAGACUAACUUUGGCAUGGUUUUGGAGAAAACUGUUAGUAGCAUGAUUGUGACUUUGUUAUUUUUAUCUUAAUAUAGCUUUUAAAAAAAAACAUAUUUCCUGAUUAUUAACAACCUUUAUCAAUUUGAAAGGUUAAUAAAUUAUUGGAAAGAGCUGUUGCACAAUGUAAAUGAUGCCCUACUUUAUAUACAUUGGGGAAAAAAGCUUAAUGAACAAACAUGUAGGAGAACUUAUAGGGGAGGUGGGGAGUGGAAUGUUAGAAAGUGCUAGAAGGGGGUGAAAUGAGUUCACAUCUGUCUCAGUUUCACAUUGCACAAUAAUGCCUUGAAAACCAUGGAAUGAGAACAAGGUUGAUUUACCUAUGAAAGAAGCAAACAAUCAAAAUGUGGGUACAUUUCUCACUAUAAAAUCCUGGCAUUUUCAUAAUAUUGCUAGUUAUGUAAUUUUACAUCUGUGGAGAUAGUCCGUGCAGCAUUGAAAGUGUUUCAGCCAACAUUCUCCUCUCCCUUUUCAUCAGAGGAAAAUUUAAGCCCUUUGCCUCUUUCUACAAUUUGGAAGGUAUUUUUGGCUUUUAAGGAUUUGCACUUUGAGUCACUGUGAGGCGGCCCAAGCAGCGUCUAUAUUUAUCUUCCAAUUUAAUAUCAUUAAAUAAUGUAUUAAUGGAAUAAGUCUAACGUAUUACUUAUUCUCCAGCCAGCGAUUCCACUUUUUCCUUUUGAAAAUGAGGCCCUAAAAGAAACACCAUCAUUCUGAAGGGUCUUUGGGGGGGAGAGGAGGCCGAGGGCUUGAAGGGGGAAUCCAGUGUGGGGAUCUGGAAAUCUUCCAAGUCAUUCACCUCAGUGACGGGUGAUUUUAAAGGGUCUCCUGGGGGGUUUCCCAUCAGAGAAGUCGGA